AUGCGGUCUAGCAUUGCUUGUGCUCGAUGCCGGCGCAGUAAGAUCAAAUGUGUCAAUGCCGGCAUAGAUACGACCUGUCGCGCCUGUGAAUCAUCAGGUCGAGAUUGUGCCUAUCCAACACCGGCUAUCAGCGUGGGUGCCACAAAACGAGAUCUGGCUGCGUUGGUAGAUGGGGAUGAUCGCAACGGAGACUGGGAUGGACCGAAAAGACCUCGUCCACGCAAGACGAGCGCGAUCACAGGCACCUCGCCCGGUGCUAAAGCUGGACUCGAUGCGUUAGAUGCCUUAAUAUUGACCCCCAAGGUCUGGGAAUCCGUCUUCGACCUGUUCCAGUCGCAUUUUGCGACCAUGCUACCUUUCCUACACCCGGCAACCUUCCUAGGUCAGAUUCGCCAACUCUCCUCGCCAGCACCACAAUCCACCUCCGUUGUCGAUGAGGCCGUACGCGCGGCAAAUUCUAAAAUAGAACCUUCUGCCUCACUCAUCCCACUGGGAGUACUCGCAUUGACUGCUCGUUUUCAUCCGCCACUGGUCGCCUACCACUCACCUCCUUCUCCGGGCAACCCUCCAAAUCCUCUCAUCGCAUCCGAAUACUAUGCGACAGCUCUGCGCAGCAGGCUGGCCGGCUUUGAUGGCGCAAGUCUAGCAGUAGCAGAUCUUGCACGAGUCCAGGCGCUAUUAAUGCUGGCCCUGCAUGAGUGGGGCAUGUCGCGUGGUAAGAGCGCUUGGAUCUACGUUGGCAUGGCUAUUCGGCUGGCACAGGCAAUCAGCCUCCCUUUUGAACUAGAGAAUGAAUUUUCACUUCGCGAGAUGUCGCGCUCAUCACCAGGCUUCAAACCCGAGGUAGACCACUUUGGUCUACCACGCCGCCCUGAAUCCAAGGAGCAGACAUCCGAUGAUGUGAUCUGUCAAGAGACGAAGCGCCGCACCUUCUGGGCGUGUUUCAUCCUUGAUCGCUGUCUGAGCAGUGGCAAGUACCGGCCCCGCAUGAUUCGUGUCAAGGAACUAGGCAUUCAGCUGCCUAGUGACAACGCCUUUGCAUUUGGAGAGCGCGUACGUACAUCCCGAUUAAAUGAGCCGACGGUUCGCCGUCCGCAGAGCUUUGGUUCACAGGGGGUGCAGAUUCCGAGUAUCCGUCAGAGUCUAGGGUUUGGCGAUGAAAAGUUGUCCCCAGCCAAUGGUACCCCGGACGGUAAGGCAUGGUCGCCCAUAUUACAGCGCAAGGACUCGAGUGAGGAUGACGUGGAUCGGUGGGAGGUGGGCGCGGAGGAGUCGGUACUCAGCCGAGUGAUUCGCAUCAUUCGUAUAUGGGGGAGCAUUGCCAAGUGGUCCUGUGCAGGUGGUCGUCGAACCGAACAACAUCCCCCGUGGCAUCCCGAAUCCCGCUUUGCUUCUUUACGAAGACAAUUGAGCGAGUUCCAGGAUAGUCUCUCCCGAAAUUUACAAUAUUCGUCGCGGAACACCGAUACACACAUCAUGUAUAAAACGACUCUCGCCCCUUAUACCAUCAUGCACGUGGUCUACUUCCUAUCGGUCAUCGUCCUCCAUCGUGCAUAUAUGCCAUUCCUACCGCUGCGUUGCACUGAGCCUGUAGGGCCAUUGGACGAGCCAUUGUUUCCCAAUGACAAGGUCAGUGGCCCACCCGAAUUCUUUUGGCGUGACAGCGCACGGGAGCUCUUCAAGACGGCAAGACAGAUGAUCGAUCUCAUGGCGACCUGUCAAGCUCGCGAGGCCCUGGUAGAGAAUCCGUUGGUGGGCUUCGCCAUCUACAAUGCUGCACUUGUCGGCAUCUAUGGCACCCACUACCCCCACAUGGACCCAGAUGGGCUACUAGGCGUCAAGUCACCGGUCAGCCACGACGCCCAUCAGCCAAUUGUGGUGCAGACUCGUAAAGCUUUGGAUAUCUUGCGAGAAAUGCGGCCCCGUCUGAGGAUGGCUGUGGGGUGGUUCCGCACUCUGAAUCGUCUUCACAGCUACUUCAGCAAGGUGAAGCGUGACUAUCGACGAUAUUCACGUUAUCGACUGGACAGUAUGUCGGAUGCGUCUGAGCAUGCUGCGGCCAAUGGUAUUCGACAGAUCCGGGAAUGUGGCUCUGGUGGCGGUCUGGAUGAAUUCAAGGUUCUUGAAAAGCUCUUCCUGGACUUUGGGUUGAUUGAGGAUCAACUGGUGGAAGCUGGAGACGAUGAAACCGCAAUUGUGAUCACCGGAGACCUAUUCCCUGAACGCACAAAUCUGAGCGAUGCUGGCAGCAACGCUGUCAAAAGCGACUUCGAUCCUGGUGAACAGCUUCCUGGUGCUGGUGGUCGUCGUGAGUCGUGGGUACCCAUCAACAGCCCUGGCCUAUCCAUACCAAGCCACGAUAGUGACCGUCGUCCAAGCCUGCCCUUACCAAACACCACCCGCCCACUGCCAUCCCAAUCACCUUACUCGCUCCCGUCUCUGCAACCCCACCACCCAGAUGGACCCAUAUAUAAUACCUCCUCACCACCCAGUCUGCCUUCGCUGUCAGCAACCACACAGUCUCCAUCCCCGUAUCUGUCUGCGACAAGCAAUCGAUUGCAGCCUAUUACCUCAUGGCUCCCAUCACGCCCAUCAGUACCGCCUCCUUCCUAUCAAUCUUUACCACCUAUCAGCGCAGCCGGACACAACGUACCGGUCCUCCCACCACCAAAUUCAGUCACUCAAUUGGCUCCCUCACCGCCACUUACCUCAACGGAAGGCCCUGACACAUCUCUCCUGACAACAACUCUUGGCGGAGAUGACGUUCUAGCCCUUCUGGACGGAGGCGACUGGGCCGAGCUAUCACUCAUCCAGCCUUCCGAGGUCGGCAUCCCUGCUGGCUGGUUAAGCACCAUAUGGUCCCAGUUCAUCUCUUAG
Molecule: messenger RNA, 2877 nt
Organism: Penicillium taxi
Lineage: Eukaryota; Fungi; Ascomycota; Eurotiomycetes; Eurotiales; Aspergillaceae
Product: putative C6 transcription factor
Exons: 1
Coding region: 1-2877 (958 amino acids)
Biological process (GO): regulation of DNA-templated transcription; DNA-templated transcription
Cellular component (GO): nucleus
Molecular function (GO): DNA binding; zinc ion binding; DNA-binding transcription factor activity, RNA polymerase II-specific
Source: RefSeq, a predicted model, not a curated record